CUGCUUUACAGGUAUGAGAGGUCACAUAGUAGCAAUGAUGAGUUUAGAGUAAAAGAUUUUUGGAGUGAGCCGACUCUAGGAUGGUGUACUGACAAAAAAAUUUUGGAAAAACGAACCAAAGAAAUUGGGCGGGCUAAAGAGAAGCCUGUAUACGCCCGAUACUUGAACGAAGUUCCAAGAAACGAGCGUACUCGUGACCACCCGAAAACCCCAAACAAAUAUAUUAACUAUUCUCGUCGUUCGUGGGAUUCCCAGAUUCGUAGAUGGAAACGUGCUCUGUAUAUAUGGGGCGGUGAGGAACCGACGGCGAGUUGUAAUUCUUCUUUCUGCGGUGAACCUGUGGAUUCAGAUAUUGAUUUAGUUGUAAAAAGUUUAUUAAAAAUUCUUUGGGUAAAUCAUGUUGUACGACUGGAACCUGAUGCAAUGGCGUCUCUUCUUGGCAAAUUUGAUAUUGAUUCUCACUCAGGUCCUGAAGAAUCAACACUCAAAGGUACAGCUAGGACAGCUUUGGGUCCUAAGGACUUCAGUGGUUUGAUGAAUUCAUAA
Molecule: messenger RNA, 546 nt
Organism: Enterobius vermicularis (human pinworm)
Lineage: Eukaryota; Metazoa; Nematoda; Chromadorea; Rhabditida; Oxyuridae
Source: the annotation of a GenBank genome assembly